GAGAGAUACGCGACGAAACGAAGAGUUUUGUGAUAUCUAGAAAACAAAAAAAGAGAGAUACCCUACAAAGGCCAUAACACAGAAUCUUCUAGCUUUCUUCUUCCUUCCUUCAAUCAAUCUUCUCUCUCUCUCUAGCAAAAGAUUCUCACCCAACAUGCUUCUCUUUCUAUAUAAUCGCUUCACAUAGAUCUCAUCUCAGGUUGUUUCUUUCUUCUCACACUCUCCUUCCUUCCAUGUUCUCUACCUUGCUUGCUUACUCUGUUGUUUUUGAUCAAAGAGAGUUGAUUUUGAGAUCAUGAAGAGAGAGUUCUGGUAAAGUUUGAGUUUUUAAGAUCGAGAAAUUUUUUAAAAAUGGGUUCUUUAGGGGAUGAGCUGAGUUUGGGAUCGAUCUGUGGUUCUCGGAGAGGAGUUAUCAUGAAUGUUGUGGCGAUUGAGGACGAACAUGUUAAGAAGCUUGAAGAAGAGAAGCGAAAGAUCGAAAGCUCUCAACUUGAGCUUCCUCUGUCUUUGCAGCUUUUAAACGAUGCGAUUUUGUAUCUCAAGGAAGAGAAUAAGAGAUGUUCAGAGAUGAAUGCUCAACCAUUGUUGAAAGAUUUCAUCUCUCUUGAUAAACCUAUGAGCGAAGAGAUUGAUAUGCAAUUGCUGAAGAGGGAUGAACUAAUAAGGGAGAAGAAGUUUCAGCAAUGGAGAGCUAAUGAUGAUCACAUCUCAGACACUAAGACCAAGAACAAGCUAGGGGUUCAGAGAAAUGGGGAGAAAUCUUCUAUGUUGUUGGUUCCAAAAGUAGAAACUGGUUUAGGCCUCGGUUUAACUUCGAGUUCGAUCAGAAGAAAAGGCAUUGUUGCCUCCUCUCGUGGCUUUACUUCUAACUCUAUGCCACAACCACCGCCACCACCACCACAACAACCAGCAUUUCUUCAACAGCAAGCUUUGCGGAAGCAAAGAAGGUGCUGGACUCCUGAGUUACAUCGUCGUUUUGUUGAUGCAUUGCAACAGCUCGGUGGACCGGGAGUGGCAACUCCUAAACAAAUCAGAGAGCAUAUGCAAGAAGAAGGCUUAACCAAUGAUGAAGUGAAGAGUCAUUUACAGAAAUACCGGUUACACAUCAGGAAGCCUAAUUCAAAUGCAGAGAAACAAUCAGCAGUUGUUCUAGGGUUUAACUUGUGGAAUUCAUCAUCACAAGAGGAAGAAGAAACAGUUAAAGGAGGAGAAUCAUCAAAGAUAAGCAACUCGCAAUCAGAUUCUCCUCAAGGUCCUUUGCAGCUGCCAUCUACAACAACUACAACUGGUGGAGAUAGUAGCAUGGAAGAUGUAGAAGAUGCUAAGUCUGAGAGCUUUCAGAUGGAGAGACUGAGGUCACCAUAAAUAUAUGUCCGUUUUUGCAAGAAACCAAACUCUUGAGAUCCCGGUUUUGUUUUAUUUUUGGGGUUCAUUACUAAUUUCUAUUAGUAGUGAAUGAGAACAAUAAUUAUAGAAAGGUUAAAGAUAUAUAUAGAGAAGAAAAAAAAAAGAGCAAUAUAGAGAGAGUGAGGAUAUAGUUCAAAUUAUUUGCAGGGAUUAUUAUUAUUAGCCUUGUUUGGUGUACGGCUUUUUUUUGGUUGGGGUGUUUAAUUGAGGCAUUAUUAUCCAAGUUUAAUUACGUUUGCUUCA
Messenger RNA from Camelina sativa (false flax), 1650 nucleotides. Its product is annotated as transcription factor HHO6. Gene Ontology annotation, molecular function: DNA binding; DNA-binding transcription factor activity. NCBI's taxonomy places the organism in Eukaryota, Viridiplantae, Streptophyta, Magnoliopsida, Brassicales, Brassicaceae. Gene Ontology annotation, biological process: regulation of DNA-templated transcription. The record is from RefSeq and is a predicted model, not a curated record.